This is a messenger RNA of Budorcas taxicolor (takin), 2883 nucleotides long. RefSeq names its product NACHT, LRR and PYD domains-containing protein 7-like. The transcript has 9 exons. The coding region runs from base 1 to 2883 and encodes 960 amino acids. Gene Ontology annotation, cellular component: cytoplasm. The record is from RefSeq and is a predicted model, not a curated record. Lineage: Eukaryota; Metazoa; Chordata; Mammalia; Artiodactyla; Bovidae. Gene Ontology annotation, molecular function: protein binding; ATP hydrolysis activity. Gene Ontology annotation, biological process: regulation of inflammatory response.
AUGGCGAAGCGCUCCUGGGCGGGGUUCCCGGACCCGAACGAGGCAGGUCGAGGAAGUCCGUGCCUGGACCAUGUCUUCAAAAAGGCGGUGCAGGUGCUGGCCUCGUUGAAGGAGCUGGGGGAGUUGGAGGCACUGGGCUUGGCUGUGGGCUCGCACCAGUGGGUCGGCCGGCAAGUCCCAUAUAAGGUGAAGAGGAGAUACAGAAACACGAUGGAGAAAUUCUCCGUCUGGAAGGAUAUACUGUGGUCAGGAGAUGACGGUGGUUUCCACUACAACACCACCCAGAGAAGCCCCAAGCUGAUAACAUACCUGAACCUGCAGGCACCCACACAGUCCACCCCACUCACGAUGGUGCUGCAUGGUCCUGCUGGCGUUGGGAAAACCACGCUGGCCAAGGAUCUGAUGCUGGACUGGACGCAGGAUGACCUGGCAGAGACCUCCAACUCCGCCUUCUACCUCAGCUGCAAGGGGCUCAACCACAGGGGGACGUGCACCUUUGCAGAGCUGAUAUCUGCCAACUGGCCACAUGUGCAGGACGACAUACCGGCGAUCCUGGCCCGGGCACAGAAAGUCCUGUUCAUCCUCGACGGUUUUGAUGAGCUGAAGGUCCCCUCGGGGGCACUCAUCCACGACCUAUGUGGCGACUGGAAGAAGCAGAAGCCGGUGCCCGUCCUCCUGGGAAGUUUACUAAAGAGAAAGAUGCUACCCAAGGCCACCUUACUCAUCACCACCCGACCAGGCGCCCUGCAGGAGCUGCGGCUCUUAACAGAACAGCCGCUCUUCAUAGAGAUCGAGGGGUUCUUGGAGGAGGACCGGAAGGCCUAUUUCCUGAAACACUUCGAGGAGGAGAGUCAGGCCCUGCGAGCUUUCGACUUGAUGAAGAGCAACGCGGCUCUGUUCCAGCUGGGCUCGGCGCCCUCCGUGUGCUGGCUGGCCUGCACCUGUCUGAGACAGCAGAUGGAGAGGGGCGAGGACCCCGCCGCCACCUGCCGGACCACCACGGCCCUGUUGCUGCGCUUCCUCUGCAGCCGCUUCCCCCCACCGCGCGGCGGCGGCCCCAGGCGGGGCCUCCAGGCUCCGCUCAAGCCCCUGUGCCUCCUGGCCGCUGAGGGCGUGUGGACGCGGAGCUCCGUGUUCGAUGGGGAAGACCUCAGGCGACUUGGGGUGGACCCGUCUGCCCUCUCUCCUUUCCUGGACGGGAAUAUUCUCCAGAAGAGCGAAGACGGCGAGGCCUGCUACUCUUUCAUCCAUCUCAGCGUCCAGCACUUUCUGGCCGCCAUGUUCUAUGUCUUGGAGCCGGAAGAGCAGGAGGAGGAAGGGCUGGGCGGCCGCCGGUGGCACGUCGGGGAUGUGGGGAAACUGCUGUCCAAGGCGGAAAGGCUGAAGAACCCCAGCCUGACCCACGUCGGGUACUUCCUGUUUGGCCUCUGCAACGAAAGAAGGGCCAUGGAGCUGGAGGCGACUUUCGGCUGUCUGGUAUCAACAGAGAUCAAGCGGGAGCUCCUGAAAUACACAUUGAUGCCCCAUGGGAAGAAAUCCUUCUCGGUGAUGGACACGAAGGAGGUUCUGAGCUGUCUGUACGAGUCUCAGGAGGAGCAGCUUGUGAAGGAUGCCAUGGCCCACGUCAAGGAGAUGUCCAUGCACUUGACGAAUACAUCUGAAAUGAUGCAGUCUUCCUUCUGUCUUAAACAUUGUGCCAACUUGCAGAAGAUCUCACUGCAGGUAGGAAAGAAGAUAUUCCUGGAGAAUGAUCCCGCAUUGAAAUCAGAUCCUCAGAGUGAGAUUUCAAAUGAGAACCUGAACUUUCUGGAUGUGAAGGAAAGCUUCCUGAGUCACUCCUCGGUGAGGAUUCUUUGUGAGCAGAUAACCCACGUCACCUGUCAUCUCCAGAAAGUCGUGAUUAAAAAUGUCUCUCCUGCCAGUGCUUACCGGGACUUCUGUCUGGCUUUCAUUGGUAAGAAGACUCUGACACACCUGGUUCUGGAAGGCAGUGUCCAUGGUGAUAAGAUGCUGCUGCUGCUGUUGUGUGAGAUCCUGAAGCAUCCGAGAUGUAAUCUUCAGUAUCUGCGAUUGGGGUCUUGUUCUGACACCACUUGGCAGUGGGCUGACUUCUCCUCGGCACUCAAAGUCAACCAGUCCCUGAAAUGCCUGGAUCUCACGGCCAGUGGGUUCCUGGAUGCGGGUGUCAAAUUGCUGUGUUUGACUCUGAGACACCCGAAGUGCGUCCUGCAGAAAUUGUCGUUGGAGAACUGUCAGCUUACAGAAGCCUGUUGUAAGGAGCUGUCUUCUGCUUUGAUUGUCAACCAGAGGUUGACCCACCUGUGCUUGGCCAAGAAUGACCUUGGGGAUGGCGGGGUGAAGACUUUGUGCGAGGGCUUGAGUUACCCCGAAUGUCAGCUACAGACGUUGGUGCUGAGUCAUUGCAACAUAAACAGACAUGGCUGCAAGUACAUCUCAAAGCUUCUCCAAGGAGACUCCAGCCUCACCAGCCUGGACCUGGGUUUCAACCCCAUAGCCACCGGGCUGUGUUUUCUCUAUGAAGCUUUGAAGAAACCAAAUUGUAACCUGAAAUGUCUAGGGCUCUGGGGCUGCCCCAUCACCCCGUUCAGUUGCCAGCAUCUCGCCUCCGCUCUAGUCAGCAGCCGGAGCCUGGAAACACUGGACUUGGGCCAGGACGCCUGGGGACAGAGUGGCAUCGUGGUGCUCCUUAAGGCUUUAAAACAGAAUCAUGGCUCCUUAAAGAUGCUCAGAUUGAAGAUGGACAAAUCUACUGUGGAAAUCCAGAGGCUGUUGAAAGAUGUGAAGGAGAACAAUCCCAGACUGACCAUCGAAUGCAAUGAUGCCAGAACAACCAGAUCCUCAUGUUGUGACUUCUUUUCCUGA